Messenger RNA from Suillus paluster, 2194 nucleotides. RefSeq lists its product as uncharacterized. The record is from RefSeq and is a predicted model, not a curated record. The coding region runs from base 245 to 1984 and encodes 579 amino acids. Gene Ontology annotation, biological process: retrograde transport, endosome to Golgi. The transcript has 8 exons. Gene Ontology annotation, molecular function: phosphatidylinositol binding. Lineage: Eukaryota; Fungi; Basidiomycota; Agaricomycetes; Boletales; Suillaceae.
CAAUGACAGUGACGUUCUCAGUGCAUAAAUCACCGCCCAAAACGCAGUUGUUGACCUUCAACGUACAGCAAGCUAGCGUCUAUUCUACUGCUUGUGACAUCUUUUUGCACAGACAGUGUGCUUCAGAGACCUUCUAGGGGGUUACCAUCUAGCAGCCUGUGUUCCACUUCGAAUUUAACUUGUACAACCGGACUUCAGCAAGUUCCUCAACUGACGCAACAAUACACAUUGUUGCAGCUUCAACAUGGACAAUUUCGAGGACGAAAAUCCGUUCGAGACCGAUGCUGAUCGUGUACCCUCUGAAACAUCGUCCACAUCGAAGGUGAACAUAUCUGCGCCCUCUUCUCCCCCCCAUCCCGCUCGGGUACUCUCACCAACAAGCCCAGCACCGAGUCGUCCAUUUCCUUCGUCUGGAACCAACAGGCAUCCACAGACGACAUACAAGAGUGAUUUUUGUUGCGGACGGGACCAGUGGCUGCAUUCUGGGGAGGACCUCGAGAUUCUUAUAACGGAUGCGCAGAAGACGUCUUUGAACUCGAACACGCCGUAUAUUGCCUAUAUUAUCCGUGCAGGUAACGCGGAAGCGAAACAUCGGUACUCGGAAUUCGAGUCCCUACGGUCAAGCCUUGUGAGGUUGUAUCCGACCCUCAUCAUUCCACCAAUUCCAUCAAAGCAAACUAUUGGUGACUAUGCCACGAAGCAGGCAAAGGCCAAGGAGGAUGCUGCGAUGAUCGCACGACGGAAGCGAAUGCUGCAAACUUUCUUAAACCGCAUCGCUCGCCACCCAAUUUUGUCAAAUGAGCAUGUAUUCCAUCGUUUUCUCGACGGUGAGGUGUCUUGGGCGGAAGUGCUACAUUCACCUCCUCUGUCCCUCCUUCCGAAGAAUACCCUCAAAGCACCUUCACACAACCCGACAGACCAGAAUGCCUCUUCUGCUUACGCUGCACUUCCAAAUCCAUCGGCAACACACCCAUUAAGAAAUCCUGAUCAACGGUCUGUAGACUCUGAGAUAUUUACCAACAAAUUCGCAAACCAUCUCAGUGGACCGAUGGAGAAGGUCACUCGGAGAACCUUGAAGCGAUGGUCAGAGAAUGCUCAGGAUUAUUCAGAACUCGGAGCUGCUCUGAACGGAUUUAGCUUGAACGAAAGUGGCGCACUGGCCGCUGCCAUGGAGAAGACGGGACAAGCCGUUGACGCAACAUACAUGUCGACAACUAGACUUCUCCAGGAACUUGAACAGAACUUUUCUGAGCCUCUCCACGAAUACGCGCAAUUCGCCGUGAUUAUCAAGAAGCUGCUUGCAUAUCGUCACCAAAAGCACGUUCAGUACGAGAUGACCCAGGACGCACUGGAGAACAAGCGUGAACUGCUAGAAGAAUACGAAAAGAGCGAACGAGAGGCAAAGAGGUUGGAGGAGGCGUUAUCCAAAGGUCGUGUCAAUGGCCCGCGGACGCCAAGCAGCCCUGCCGAGGGCGAAGAAGGCCAAAGUCAGACUCAAGGUGAGGCUGAGGAACCGGGUUCAGCAUUUCUGCCCCCGCAUCCAGGUCCCAGCCCAUACAAACGGCGAGCACCUGGUAUGGGCUUUUUAAAUGCUUUAAGUUACACGCUCCACGGGAUGAUGGACGUUGAUCCCGAAACGGCGCGUCGUAGUGGCAUUAGCAAGACGCGGGAGACCAUCUCGCAGCUGGAAGACGCUCUGCACCUCUCAGCACAAGAUCUCAAGUACUCGAGCUCGACGAUCCAGGCUGAUUUAGAUCGCUUCCAGAGACAGAAAGUCGCCGACUUAAGAGAGAUGAGUAUUAGCAUGGCGAGGGUUCACAGGGACUGGUGCAAGAAGAACCUCGAGGCCUGGCAAGCGGCGAAGAAGGAGAUUGAGAAAAUUCCAGAUCAUCCGAAUAAGAGACCUCCUUCUCCAGAUGUCCGUCCAGUACCUGGCCCUUCGGGCUUACGGAGGGACUCAACUGCCACAGUGAAUGGGCGGUGAUAACGAGAGCAUACAAGACAUUAUUAGAUGUUCGUUGUCCUUUUUUCUCGAACAUCUAAGAUUUUUUUUUCGGUCGUACUUCAUUUGUUUCUUCGUCUACACCCUGUUGAAUGUGCUUUGGUCGAAUUAUAUUAAAUGCUCUGGAAGAUACUUCACCCCUCAAUUUCAUGUGGUAGCUCCGCGAGUGGUCGCGAGAUUCAUUCAAUCGCU